AUGAAACGGAACGUAUACCUUGUUUUCGGGGUGAUCUUAGGUGUACGUGGGGUCAUCAUCUCCGACUUCAUGUCCAGAAAUCCAACUUACGACAACAGGGCAACUCUAGCAACCGAUAUUAUAUCAACACUUAUUUUCAGAAGUUCUAUGCACUGUGCAUCUCAUUGUACAAGAAAUGACGAGUGUAAAUCCAUCAUGUUCAACAAGGACACUCAUUCUUGCCAACUUCUAUCCGUUCACAUGUCAGACACGGGACCGCAAAUUUACAGUGGAUGGCUGUAUUAUGAGAAAAAAAUCGAUUGUUCAAUCUGGCACGAACGUUUAGGUCACUGGUAUAUAUUGGAUACCAAUGAGAGAACAUUCAAUGAUUCGCGGUCAUUUUGUGCCAGCCUGUCUCCAAAAUCUUAUGUCAUUGAAGUGGACUCCCAAGCAGAAAAUGACUGGCUCGUCGAGUUAGCAGUUACCUAUUGUGGAAUGGCUGGUAGAUACUGGCUGAACGGAUACGAUACAGAUAAUUCUGGUACGUUUACGUGGAUUGAUAGUCAAACUCCGACAAACUACACUAACUGGGACAAUGAUCAACCAAAUGAUCAUGAAGGCAAAGAUCAAAAAUGUAUUGAAUCAAAAAUCGAUGAUGGAGGACGGUGGAAUGAUCUGUCAUGCCUUUCUAUGAGAUGGGUUGUUUGUAAAAGGAAUUCAUAGUAUGGAGUUGUUUUACCGGUAUUCAUGUAAAAUUUGAACAGACUUGAUGUCUUACAUAAUUCUCAAAAGUUAUUAGUGGAAUUUGUGACAAUAUAAACAACUCAUUAUAAAAUAUACAAGGAAUUUUUUCCUUUUUUUCACAGUUUUCGUCAUUGCUAAAGGGUAAUUUUAAAAUGCUAAUUAUUAAACCCUAAAAAAGUGUCUUAAUCGUUUAUGAGGUUUGCUGGUAAAAUCAUAAAUGAAAAUGACCAUGUGUGGCGUUCUGUUUAACAUGUUAUUGCACAGAAUGAUA
This is a messenger RNA of Magallana angulata, 994 nucleotides long. Its product is annotated as C-type lectin-like. The coding region runs from base 1 to 702 and encodes 233 amino acids. The record is from RefSeq and is a predicted model, not a curated record. The transcript is spliced from 4 exons. Gene Ontology annotation, molecular function: signaling receptor activity. NCBI's taxonomy places the organism in Eukaryota, Metazoa, Mollusca, Bivalvia, Ostreida, Ostreidae.